CUUGAGUUAAAAGAAGCUGUAUUGAUAGAAGAAGCUGUUAUCUUUACUGUAAACGCAGAAGAAGAGAAAUCGAGGAGCAUAGGAAAAUCGAAUUGGGGAAAUUGAGAAGCAGCAACAUUAACAAAUAACAAUGGCGUUGAAGUUUUUGAACAAGAAAGGAUGGCAUACAGGAAGUCUUCGAAACAUAGAGAAUGUUUGGAAGGCAGAGCAAAAACACGAAGCUGAAGAGCGCAAGUUAGACGAGCUUCGCAAGCAGAUUCAUGAGGAGAGAGAACGCGAUGAAUUUCGCCUUCUUCAAGAGCAAGCUGGACUCACACCGAGGCAGGAAAGGUUGGAAUUUCUCUAUGAUUCUGGAUUGGCAGUUGGAAAAACCAUUUCUGAUGGAUUUAAGGCACUUGAAUCGCACCCUAGUGCUGAUAAUUCCGCAUCGGCUUCGGUAUCGGCCUCGGCCUCAGCCUCAGCACCCUCCUCGUCAAAUCAAUCAGCUGUUCCUGGAGCUCUAUUUGAAGAUAAACCGCAGUCUGCCAAUGAUGCUUGGAGAAAACUCCAUUCAGACCCACUGCUGAUGAUUCGGCAAAGGGAGCAAGAAGCUCUGGCUCGAAUAAAGAAUAAUCCAGUAAAGAUGGCUAUGAUUCGUAAAUCAGUUGAAACAAAGAAUAAACAUGACGAAUCUCAUGCUGGGGAGCGCAAAAAGGUGAAAUCAAAACAUAGAAAGCACUUGUCCAGACAUCAAUCUGAUUCCGAAACUGAUAGUCAUGAAGAGAGAGAAAGGAAAAAGAAGGUGAAGCGCAAAAAGAAAGAGUGUGGCUCUAACACGGAAAGUGAUGGUGAUGAAAAGGGGGAAAGGAAAAGGAGGGUGAAGAACAAAAAGAAAGAGGAUGUAAAUUCUGAGGAGGACUCUAGAGACAGAAGUAGACAUCAUAGACAUACCCACAGAGAUAAUGAAAGUGAGAAGCAGCAACGCAGUAGUCCUAUAAAGCAAAAACCAGACAGAAAUAAAGAUUAUGAACGAACCCAGAGAGGAUUUGAGAAAUCAAAGCAUGAGGAGUAUCGCUCAGACCGUCAUAUUGACAGAUCUCCUCACAAAGAUAAUGAAAGUGAGAAGCAGCAACACGGUAGUCCUAUAAAGCAAAAACCAGACAGAAAUAAAGAUUAUGAACGAACCCAGAGAGGAUAUGAGAAAUCAAAGCAUGAGGAGUACCGCUCAGACCGUCAUAUUGACAAAUCUCCUCACAAAGAUAAUGGGAUGUCAAAUCAAGGUAGUGAUUCUAAGCAUACUGCUCUGCCACCUAGGCCAGAUUCAUACAGACGCCGAGGUAGGGCUACUCAACUCUCUGAAGAAGAGAGGGCUGCUAGGUUGAGAGAGAUGCAAAUGGAUGCUGAGAAACAUGAAGAGCAACGGUGGCAAAGAUUGAAGAAGGCUGAUGCGGAUGAUGCACGUGAAGCUAGCCAAGCAGGUAAUUCUCGGGGAAGGUCGUUCCUGCAUUCUGUUCAGAAGAGUGUCUAUGGUGCUGAGAAAGGUGGGAGCUCGACAAUAGAGGAAAGUGUUCGCCGUCGUUCCCAUUUUCUUCAGGGAAGGACGGCUGAUGAGGGUAAUGCUUUCCGGAGAUGAUGGGUUUUGUACUAGUGGUUUUCUCCACGAAGGGCCUGCAUCUAACCACAAGGAUCAAACCAUAUUUCCCACAAAGAAGCUUAAAAUGAAGGCUAUAUGAGUUUGUUUGGCUGUUGAAUCUAAUGAUCACAAUUCUUCUCGUACAUAAGAUAGUACUCUUCAAGUCAAAUGGAUACUUUGUUCUUUUUCAGUUGUGUUAUGUUGGCUUUUGGUGGUAUCUAUAUAUAUAGUCCACUUUGACCAUCUUGUAUGAUUUAUAUUUUAUACGCAAAGAAAAACAUAGUCACUUGAGAUCUUGUUGUUAAAUUUUGUAAGAAACAUCAACUUUUUUUUACUUAUCCAUAAUUAUAUGUAUUAAUUCA
Molecule: messenger RNA, 1974 nt
Organism: Beta vulgaris subsp. vulgaris (sugar beet)
Lineage: Eukaryota; Viridiplantae; Streptophyta; Magnoliopsida; Caryophyllales; Amaranthaceae
Exons: 4
Coding region: 131-1612 (493 amino acids)
Biological process (GO): mRNA splicing, via spliceosome
Cellular component (GO): U2-type spliceosomal complex
Source: RefSeq, a predicted model, not a curated record